AUGGAGGUAGCCUGCUUCUUCCCCCGCUUGUUAGGCAACAGAAGGGUCUGGAUAAGGCGUUGCUGGAGCCCGAAUUCAGAGAUUGAAAUUUCUUGGAAUAUGGAAAUUCUGCAGGUGUUCAGUGUGGUUCUGCUUGGCAUAGCCUUGGUGUACUCCACUGAGAUAUGUCAGGAGUCAGACUAUACCAUUAUCAAGUGUGGAGCUCCAGGAAGAGAUGGUGCACCAGGCAAAGAUGGGAAAAAUGGGUUAAAUGGAGAAAAGGGAGAACCAGGACCACCUGGACUUCCUGGUGCUGAUGGACGUCCAGGGGCAAAUGGUGAAAAGGGUCCAAUAGGCGAGAAAGGUGAAAAAGGAGACAGUGGAGCCUCUGCUUUAACAUUUUCUAAGAGUGCAGCAGCAGCUGGAAACAAGAUCUAUAUUUCACAAGGUGUAACGGCGAAUUAUAAUGAUGCUAAGGCAGCUUGUACCAGUGUAGGAGGUCAAUUGCCUAUACCACUGAAUGAAGAUGAGAACAACGCUGUAAAGAAAAUAGCGCUUCAAUACAAUCUCUCUGCAUAUCUGGUUAUAAAUGACUUUCUGGAUGAAGGAACAUUCAGAUAUCUAAAUGGUGAAAAGAUUAAAUACUCAAACUGGUAUGAUAAUCAACCAGAUAAUUAUAAACUAAACGAAGAUUGUGUGGAAAUGUAUGGGGAUGGGAAAUGGAAUGAUCGGAAUUGUGAUGUAAAACUUCUGAUCAUCUGUGAAUUCAUUUUGUGA
Hyla sarda is the source of this 756-nucleotide messenger RNA. RefSeq names its product mannose-binding protein C-like. The transcript has 5 exons. The coding region runs from base 1 to 756 and encodes 251 amino acids. The record is from RefSeq and is a predicted model, not a curated record. Gene Ontology annotation, molecular function: signaling receptor activity. Lineage: Eukaryota; Metazoa; Chordata; Amphibia; Anura; Hylidae.